Messenger RNA from Penicillium crustosum, 531 nucleotides. RefSeq lists its product as uncharacterized. The record is from RefSeq and is a predicted model, not a curated record. Bases 1 to 531 code for a protein of 176 amino acids. NCBI's taxonomy places the organism in Eukaryota, Fungi, Ascomycota, Eurotiomycetes, Eurotiales, Aspergillaceae. The transcript is spliced from 2 exons.
AUGAAGCAACCGGUUGUUCAUAGUGGCUCCAUUCGAGAUACCAUGGCCAUAAUACCGUCUCCACUGCUUGGAGAACUGCUCACAGCCAACCGGAUCAACCGUCAGGCAGGUGCGAUGUCAAAUCCACAGACUGGAACCACGGAUGAUAAGCCAUCGGGCACUGACAAACGUCGAUCAACGGUGGGACGAGGCAUGUGCUUCUACAACCAAAAGAGAUUUGCGUGUGGAGACUGGAGCUGGACCAGCUUUGCUCACCGAUGCAACUAUGAAUACCGCACCGGCGAGACAUGCGGUAUGAGACUCGUCAACAUGACCGAGAAUGAGAAGACAAAUUGUCGUCUCUGUGAAAAGAUCGAAACCAAAUAUCGCAGGCGUAGUGCUGAAGUCGACCGUUUGGACCGGUGGAAGCGAGAGGGUGCCACACUGGUGGCCUCAAUGGAUCGGUCUCACAAACUCAUUAUGGAGUUGGAGAAGGAGAUCCGCUCCCUGCAGCGGGAGCGGGACGACCGAAGGAGCACACUCCUAAGAUAG